Molecule: messenger RNA, 3718 nt
Organism: Neogale vison (American mink)
Lineage: Eukaryota; Metazoa; Chordata; Mammalia; Carnivora; Mustelidae
Gene: WDR59
Product: WD repeat domain 59
Exons: 27
Coding region: 116-3097 (993 amino acids)
Molecular function (GO): protein binding
Source: RefSeq, a predicted model, not a curated record
GACGGGGCGUGGCAGGGCUUACUCGCGGGCUGCCUGGGGCUCACCGAGCCCAGGAACGCGAGUUUGCGGGGUGUGGAACGCGAAAUCCUGGGGUGGGGGCGGUCGGGUGCAGGAGAUGGCGGCGCGAUGGAGCAGCGAGAACGUGGUGGUGGAGUUCCGUGACUCCCAGGCGACGGCGAUGUCUGUGGACUGUCUGGGACAGCAUGCCGUGCUUUCCGGCCGCCGAUUCUUAUACAUCGUUAAUCUAGAUGCCCCUUUCGAAGGUCACCGAAAGAUCUCUCGCCAGAGCAAAUGGGACAUUGGAGCCGUGCAGUGGAACCCUCAUGACAGCUUCGCACACUACUUUGCAGCCUCGAGUAACCAACGGGUCGACCUUUAUAAGUGGAAAGAUGGCAGCGGGGAAGUCGGCACCACCCUGCAAGGCCACACUCGUGUCAUCAGUGACUUGGAUUGGGCCGUGUUUGAGCCGGAUCUCCUGGUUACCAGCUCCGUGGACACCUACAUCUACAUUUGGGAUAUCAAAGACACAAGGAAGCCCACGGUUGCACUGUCUGCUGUAGCUGGUGCCUCACAGGUCAAAUGGAAUAAAAAAAAUGCUAAUUGCCUCGCCACCAGUCAUGACGGGGAUGUGCGGAUAUGGGACAAGCGGAAACCCAGCACGGCGGUGGAGUAUCUCGCAGCGCACCUCUCCAAGAUCCAUGGCCUGGACUGGCACCCAGACAUUGAGCACAUUCUUGCUACCUCCAGUCAGGACAACUCUGUCAAGUUCUGGGAUUACCGCCAGCCUCGGAAAUAUCUCAGUAUUCUCCCUUGCCAGGUGCCUGUCUGGAAGGCCAGAUACACUCCUUUCAGCAAUGGAUUGGUGACUGUGAUGGUCCCCCAGCUUCGGAGGGAAAACAGUCUUCUCUUGUGGAACGUCUUUGACUUGAACACCCCGGUGCAUACCUUUGUGGGGCACGAUGACGUGGUGCUGGAGUUCCAGUGGAGGAAGCAGAAGGAGGGGUCCAAGGACUACCAGCUGGUUACGUGGUCACGGGAUCAGACCUUGAGGAUGUGGCGGGUGGAUUCCCAGAUGCAGAGGCUUUGUGCAAAUGACAUACUAGAUGGUGUCGAUGAGUUCAUUGAGAGCAUUUCUCUUCUGCCGGAACCAGAGAAGACCCUGCACGUUCAAGAUACAGAUCACCAGCACAACCUGAGCCACGGGGAGGAGGAAGUCUUAAAGGAAGACCCCCCGAGCAGUAUCCUGGAAGAGAAGAAAUCGGAGCAGCCGGGGCUCCCGCAGACUCUGCAGCAGGAGUUCUCCCUGAUCAACGUGCAGAUCCGGAACGUCAACGUGGAGAUGGAUGCGGCGGACAGGAGCUGCACGGUGUCCGUGCACUGCAGCAGCCACCGCGUCAAGAUGCUGGUGAAAUUCCCCGCGCAGUACCCCAACAACGCUGCCCCUUCCUUCCAGUUUAUCAACCCUACAACCAUCACAUCCACGAUGAAAGCGAAGCUGCUAAAGAUCCUGAAAGACACUUCUCUGCAAAAAGUGAAACGAAACCAGAGUUGUUUGGAGCCCUGCCUGCGCCAGCUCGUCUCCUGCCUGGAGUCUUUUGUGAACCAAGAAGACAGCACUUCCGGCAACCCCUUUGCACUCCCAAACUCCGUCACUCCCCCCUUACCAACGUUUGCCCGGGUGACCACUGCCUACGGGUCGUACCAGGAUGCCAAUAUUCCCUUCCCUAGGACCUCGGGGGCCAGGUUCUGCGGAGCAGGGUAUCUGGUGUAUUUCACAAGGCCAAUGACGAUGCAUCGAGCAGUGUCUCCAACAGAACCUACUCCGAGGUCUCUGUCAGCCUUGUCUGCUUAUCAUACUGGCUUGAUUGCGCCCAUGAAGAUCCGCACAGAAGCCCCUGGGAACCUUCGUUUAUACAGUGGGAGCCCCACUCGCAGUGAGAAGGAGCAGGUCUCCAUCAGCUCCUUCUACUACAAGGAGCGGAUGUCUCCUCGCUCUGCCCGGCGACGUUGGUCCAUACAAGCAAUUAACGACUUCCCGAAAUCCAGGAGAUGGAAAAGCAAGCGUGAGGGGUCAGACUCUGGCAAUCGACCGAUCAAGGCUGCCGGAAAAGUUAUCAUCCAGGACACUGCGUGCCUUCUUCCUGUUCACAAAUCCCUGGGGGAACUGUACAUAUUAAAUGUGAAUGAUAUUCAAGAAACAUGCCAGAAGAAUGCCACUUCUGCCUUGCUUGUUGGAAGGAAGGACCUUGUCCAGGUUUGGUCGCUGGCUACAGUCGCUACGGAUCUUUGCCUUGGUCCCAAGUCUGACCCAGAUUUGGAAACGCCCUGGGCUCGACAUCCAUUUGGGCGACAGCUGCUGGAGUCUCUGUUGGCUCACUACUGCCGACUCCGGGACGUCCAGACAUUGGCCAUGCUCUGCAGCGUGUUCGAAGCCCAGUCUCGGCCUCAGGGAAUACCAAACCCCUUCGGACCCUUUCCCGGCCGGUCGUCUAACCUUGUGGUGUCCCACAGCCGAUACCCCAGCUUCACGUCCUCGGGCUCCUGCUCAAGCAUGUCAGACCCAGGGCUCAACACCGGUGGCUGGAACAUAGCGGGAAGAGAAGCAGAACAUGUCUCCUCACCUUGGGGAGAGUCUUCUCCAGAAGAAAUCCGCUUUGGGAGUCUUACCUACAGUGACCCCCGUGAACGAGAACGUGAUCAGCAUGAUAAAAAUAAAAGGCUUCUGGACCCCGCCAAUACCCAGCAAUUUGAUGACUUUAAGAAAUGCUAUGGAGAAAUCCUCUAUCGCUGGGGUUUGAGAGAGAAACGAGCUGAGGUGCUGAAGUUUGUCUCCUGUCCUCCUGAUCCUCACAAAGGGAUUGAGUUCGGUGUGUACUGCAGCCACUGCCGGAGCGAGGUCCGCGGCACACAGUGUGCCAUCUGCAAAGGCUUCACAUUCCAGUGUGCCAUCUGCCACGUGGCGGUACGAGGAUCAUCCAAUUUCUGCCUGACCUGCGGGCAUGGUGGGCACACCAGCCACAUGAUGGAGUGGUUUCGGACCCAGGAGGUGUGUCCCACCGGGUGUGGAUGUCACUGCCUGCUUGAAAGCACAUUCUGAACUUAUGGACCAGGGAAGUUGUUGCCAAUCCCAGAGGACUCCAUGAAUGUUGGAUGACAAGCUCUUCACCAGAAGGGAGGCUCCAGCAAGCCAUUCCCGACCAGACUGGAGCACGUACCCCUCAAAGACUGCCACCGCACCACCACUGCAGUAGAAAAGUGCACGAGCUUUUGCUUCUUUUCCGUUUGGCUGUUGGUGGCAUAGAGGUCACCGGGAAGGAGGGGACAGAUGUGCAGAGCCAUGGAGCCAGUGGAAAUCUUCCUGAAGAAAAGCACCUGCCUCCAGAGCCGUGUUUACCUUCAAGGUGUGAACCUUAAACCACUGAACAGCAUCCUUUCUGAUGCCAUUUCAGACCAAGGUUGGAUACAAAGAAUGGUCUCCUGAGCCAAAGGACAGUGGACAUUAACUCAGUUGAUAAGGGAGUCUGUGAUACAAGUUGGUACGUUUCAAUGAACUGAUGGAUAGUAGCCUUUUAAAAGUGACACUUAAAUUAUAAAUACAUGAUGUACUUAAGGACUGUAAAGAUGUAUCUUAUGUUUGUUAUUUCUCUUCAAGCUGCUCUCCCUUGGCUAAUAAAAGUCAGGUCAUUGUUUGGAGAAUUAAAAAAAGGAGAUGAUCGAA